Molecule: messenger RNA, 1235 nt
Organism: Rosa rugosa (rugosa rose)
Lineage: Eukaryota; Viridiplantae; Streptophyta; Magnoliopsida; Rosales; Rosaceae
Product: peroxisomal 2,4-dienoyl-CoA reductase [(3E)-enoyl-CoA-producing]-like
Exons: 5
Coding region: 36-929 (297 amino acids)
Biological process (GO): fatty acid catabolic process
Molecular function (GO): 2,4-dienoyl-CoA reductase (NADPH) activity
Source: RefSeq, a predicted model, not a curated record
AGGUAGAGAAGCAGAGAAGAGGAAUUUAGAGAGAGAUGGAAUCACCGUUUAAGGCGGAUGCGUUGAAAGGGAAGGUGGCUUUGAUAACGGGAGGCGGGUCGGGUAUUGGGUUUGAGAUAUCGACCCAGUUCGGGAAACAUGGAGCGUCUAUUGCUAUUAUGGGGAGGAGGAGGCAAGUGCUGGACUCUGCUGUGUCUGCUCUAAAGUCUUUUGGAAUUCCGGCUAUCGGCAUCGAGGGGGAUGUGCGUAAACAGGAAGAUGCAAAAGGAGUGGUGGAAUCAACUUUUCAGCAUUUUGGUAGGCUUGACAUACUUGUGAAUGCUGCAGCUGGCAAUUUUCUUGCCUCAGCAGAAGAUCUGUCCCCUAAUGGAUUUCGAACAGUUUUGGAUAUUGAUUCAGUUGGUACGUUCACAAUGUGCUACGAAGCACUCAAGUAUCUUAAAAAAGGAGGACCGGGAAGGAGCUCCUCUGGUGGUGGAACAAUAUUGAACAUUAGUGCUACUUUACAUUAUUCCGCUUCUUGGUAUCAAGUUCAUGUGUCAGCAGCGAAGGCAGCUGUCGAUGCCACUAUGCGAAACUUGGCAUUGGAGUGGGGAACUGACUAUGAUAUCAGAGUCAAUGGAAUUGCUCCGGGCCCUAUUGGCGAUACUCCUGGCAUGAGUAAACUUGCACCUAAGGAGAUAGAUGGCAAAGCCAGAGAGUACAUGCCUUUGUAUAAACUAGGUGACAAAUGGGAUAUUGCUAUGGCUGCCCUCUACCUUUCAUCGGAUGCAGGGAAAUUCAUUAAUGGAGCUAUCAUCGUAGUUGAUGGAGGACUUUGGCUGAGCCGGCCUCGCUAUCUGCCAAAAGAUGCGGUGAAACAGCUUUCCCGUGUAGUAGAGAAGAGAUCUAGAAAUGCACCGAUAGGGGUUCCAAGCAGCAAGCUGUAAGGCAUAGAACAGAGACUCCACCAUUUUUUACAGUUAUUUGUCACACACUCAUAUUCCAACAGAGGAAUGAGCAAUCCACGUCCUUCAAUUGCUGAAUAAUAGCUGGCUAUGUAAAAUUGGGCACCAACAGAUUAAAACAUUCAUAGUAGUCAAAUUAAUCAGCGAGGUCUGUCAUGUCCACUGCUGCUGUGACCAGAAGAAUAGUGUAAUAUCACUGGUGUCUCUGGAAUAUUUGUUGCUAGGCCAUUGUGUCGAUUUUAUGUUAUCAUCGUAAUAUGAUCAUAAAGGUACUGAUUUCUCAAACCA